AACCAACGGAUGAUGGGGACCCCGAGUGCGCGGCGCGGUCUGGAGUGGCUGCUGGGGCUCUACUUCCUCUCCCACAUCCCCAUCACCCUGCUCUUCGACCUGCAGGCGGUGCUGCCGCGCGAACUCUACCCCGUCGAGAACGAUGCUGUUGGCAGGUAUGUCACGUUUGUGUGUUCAUUCGGCAAACUCGGUGCCAGAUACUGCUUUUGACAAAGGGCAGCACACCUCGUUGAGGAACCUGCUGACGUGGUACGCUAAGGAAUUCAAAGACCCUCUGCUGCAGGACCCCCCAAUGUGGUUUAAAUCCUUCCUGUUUUGCGAGCUUGUGUUUCAGCUGCCUUUCUUUCCUAUUGCAACAUAUGCCUUCUUCAAAGGAGGCUGCAAGUGGAUUCGCACCGCCGCCAUCGUCUACUCAGCCCACACCAUGACAACCCUGAUUCCAAUUCUCUGCACGUUUCUAUUGGAGGAUUUCUCUAAAGCCAGCGGUUUCAAAGGACAAGGGCCUAAGACUUUACGUGAACGCUUAACCCUCGUAUCUGUCUAUGCCCCUUACUUCCUCAUCCCUCUUAUGCUUCUGCUUUUCAUGUUGCGGAGCCCCUACUACAAAUAUGAGGAGAAAAGAAAGAAAAAAUGAGAACUACACAAGGAAAACUGCUCAGAACCCAUGUCUUCAGUAGCAUUUGAAACACCAGCAGCAGGAGCCAUAAACUGUCACCUUCCACGGGCACUGGCACAGACCCCUCACUGAGGACCGGCCACCUUCACCAUGUGCCCACCUUCCAUUGCAGAAUUACCAAAAACAGGGCCAGACCAGAAAUGGAUAAACUUCUAAGAAACAUAUCCUGCUUGGCAUUUUCAUGAGUUAUUUGAUCCACAAUAUGCAUGUGACUAAACCCCUUGACUCAAGAUUCUCUACAGCAAAUCCCUAUUCAGCAAAAUGAGUAGUAUGAUGUUUCAGGCCAUUUUUAAGUCUCAAAUUAUGCCUCUUCAAUAUUCAUUAAAAACUGUUGUUUUCUUGCCUGUACCCCGGGUGGGGGGAGGAGAGAGAGAAUAGUCUGCAAGAGGUUUAUGGUUCAGCCCUGGCUGACCUUUCAGUCAGAUAUGGGUUAAACCAGAAGGUGCUUUGUUUCUGUUUUAAAUGGCUCGUCCCAGAGGAGAGAUUUUUUUUUAAAGUCUCCUUGUUUAUCUUCUUUCCAAACUUUAGUCCUGUCUUUUUACAGACCACCGGACAGGAGUCCCUCUACUCUGAGGUCCGGUGUCUCAAACCUGACCUGGAAGUGUGCUGCCUUCUCGAUAACUACAUUCUUCCCAAUAGUUUAAUCAUUCCUCCCCUUGUUUGUCUCAGUCAAAUGGGGGGACAGCUGGGCAUAACAUGUCCACUGUAUGCAUCUAGGGUCUCUUCACGUUAGUACCUGGUAUUCCAUUAGCUUUCUCUAAGUUCAUACUCAAAGCUAACUUAAAAAAAAAGAUUUAUGAACACGGACAACAGAAGAAAUUGGUUCCAGUCAAUUCCCUCUUGCCUGUUCUCACAAGCCAUAUUACUCUAAUUAUUGGGAGUAUCCUCUGACUCGUGUCCAGUCCAAAUAAAGGCAGCUGCUGGCCAUUGCCUGGUUUGUUUUGUGGACAAGGGGCUGGAGAGUCCAAGGUUCUCUUACAAGUGAUUAAGUGUACACUUUACGGGCACCAGGAAAAGAGGUAGAUAAGCCAUUUGAAAACAAUAAUUUAUUGCAUUUUUUCUCCAAAGCUUUGAAUUUACAAAAAAAAAAAAUCAAAGUUUACAGACUGCUUGUUUCAGAAUAAGAAUGCAAGAGGUGAGAACCUGGGCCACCGCGGUCGCAGGGCGUCUACCAGAUAUGCACUGGCAUCUGAAACAAGCCCCCGCCCCAGAUCUGUUUUAUUGCCUUCAGAGACGAUGCAUCCUUCACACACCAUCUCACAUGAUAUACUUGGGUCAUUAGUCAAAGUCACUGGAAUGGUACAGAGGUUUUUUGUUUUUCUACCCUCCUGCUAUACAAUGAAAUUUUCAGUUCAUUUCUGAAAAAUAAAUUGGUCAAUAAAUUCA
This is a messenger RNA of Myotis lucifugus (little brown bat), 2062 nucleotides long. RefSeq names its product transmembrane protein 97 (gene TMEM97). Lineage: Eukaryota; Metazoa; Chordata; Mammalia; Chiroptera; Vespertilionidae. Gene Ontology annotation, cellular component: endoplasmic reticulum. The transcript has 4 exons. The coding region runs from base 143 to 634 and encodes 163 amino acids. The record is from RefSeq and is a predicted model, not a curated record.